Messenger RNA from Caenorhabditis remanei, 684 nucleotides. RefSeq lists its product as uncharacterized. Bases 1 to 684 code for a protein of 227 amino acids. NCBI's taxonomy places the organism in Eukaryota, Metazoa, Nematoda, Chromadorea, Rhabditida, Rhabditidae. Gene Ontology annotation, molecular function: cysteine-type deubiquitinase activity. Gene Ontology annotation, biological process: protein deubiquitination; ubiquitin-dependent protein catabolic process. The record is from RefSeq and is a predicted model, not a curated record. Gene Ontology annotation, cellular component: cytoplasm. The transcript is spliced from 4 exons.
AUGGCAACCAAAAGCAAAGGCGGAUGGCAAGCGCUGGAAUCCAACCCAGAGACGAUUAAUCCAUUUCUCAAAAAAAUCGGAGUGACUGGUCUCGAGUGUGUUGACGUCUACUCAUUCGACCAGGAGAUGCUUCAAUUUAUCCCAACACCACAACUCGCUCUCAUUCUCUGUUUUCCAAGUGCAGAAGCACGUGCAUUUCUCUCGAAGCAAUACGAAGAGGUUGAGAAGAACGGAAAGAGACCAGAAGGAGUUUUCUUCAUGAAUCAAAGCGAAGAAAUUGGAAAUGCCUGUGGAACAUUCGCCCUUUUCCAUUCUCUCGCCAACCUUGAGAAUCGUGUCAAUCUCGGAAAAGGAAAAUUCGCUAAAUGGUUUGCAAAGGCCAAGCUUGUCAAGGAAGAUGAGCGUUCGGAUUUGUUGUCUGAAGACACUGAUCUUGCGGAGGCUCACGAAGAGACUGCAGAGGAAGGGGACACAGAACAACCAGAUAAUGUGGACUACCACUUCAUCACAUAUGUCAAUAAGGACGGUCAGCUCUAUGAAAUCGACUCUUGUGCGCCCUUCCCACGCCCUCUCGGAGCCACUACUGACGCCACCAUGAUCCAAGAUGCAUCGGUCGCUGUCAAAGAGCUUAUGAACAACGUCCAGAACCUCAGCUUCUCAGCUAUGGCGUUGAUUGGAAAGUAA